UACAAAGUAGUACUUCAACAUAGUUUUCCAAAAUUGAGCUCCACUGUUAUUAGAAUACCGCCAAUUUUUCCAGUAUUUGGUUUUUUAAGAAUCGCACUUCGAUCGUUACUCAUUUUCUCUGCAAAGCAGAACCCAUUGAAAACGUAAUGGAAAAGCAUUUGCAAGGCUAAUGACACUUGCCCCAAGAAUUGAGGGUUUCGAUAGCUAUUGCGUUUUAGUGGCAGUCUGAAGCGAAGUUCGGCGGACGAGAGAUGACGUUGAUACUACUGGCCGCCCUGUCGAGCAUCUACACCGGGAUGUUCAAUUACGUGAAGGCCAAAUUCCCGUUCGUGAUCGAGGCCGCCAUGGUGACUCUGUGCUUUGGCUCCAUCGUCGGCCGAUUCUGCAUAAUGGUUUAGGAGAAAACUGAGGAGGCUCGAGACUGUGCGAAUCGGAGGAACUUUAUGUAUAUUUAUAUGAAUGUGUCUUGUGGCCUUAUGUGAAUACAACUAAAAACUUAAAUCUAAA
Messenger RNA from Drosophila sechellia, 507 nucleotides. RefSeq lists its product as uncharacterized. Lineage: Eukaryota; Metazoa; Arthropoda; Insecta; Diptera; Drosophilidae. Bases 252 to 398 code for a protein of 48 amino acids. The transcript has a single exon. The record is from RefSeq and is a predicted model, not a curated record.